AUGUCUGCCCCCUCGACUCCGCGCUCUACGCGCAACGCGUCGCCGGAUCAUGAGGCUACACAGGACUCGCCAGCAGGAAUCUUGACGCCAGGUCAAAAGAUCAAGGCUAUGCUUGCACAAUUCGAUAGUGGCUCGGAAUCUGACGAUGCUGAUUCAUCCACUAAGCAACAGAAACAAUACCUUUUGCUUUCGAAACCACACAUCAGUCCAAACAAGGGGAAGAGUGUCAUCCAAGAUGAAGGAGAAGACGACGACGAUGAAGAAGAAGACAAUGUCAUUUUUGCUCCUCGAGGUCGAAUGGCUGCACGCAUGCAAGGCCAACAAGACGGCAAGGCAGAGCCUGAAGCAGCGUCCCCUCAGAAUGAAGAGAGUGCUUAUGAUAGGGUAGCCAAGAGGCUACGUGCUCCCUCACACGACUCGCAGUCUGAAGAAAAUGCGAACCAACCUGCAGCAGUCGAUCAGUCCUCUGAUGAGGAUCUCCCCUCAGCACCAUUCAGAAAGCGACUAUUGAACAGAAAGGCCACUAAAUCGAACUCGCCAGAAAUCAAUGAUGCCCCGAGCCCAAGCUCUGCCCGAUCAGAAUCCCCCCUCUUCGUUGGCGAGGAAAGUGACUCUGAACAACGCCCUCAAACCAACACAGACGAAGCUAAGAACGCACGGUUUCUUGCCCUUGUCGAACAAAAGCGCAAGCAGCGCGAAGAGGCGGAACGUGUCGAAGCCGAGAAAAAGGAAGCUAGGGCCGAAAAGGCCAAACAAUUCAGCUCCGAUAUCUUGUCUGCUGAAGACAGUGACAAUGAUCCUGAAUCUGCACGCAAAAUGACCCAGCAAUCUCGCCCAGCCCGGAAAGCUAGCAAGAAAGCUAUCGAAGAAAUGAAUAAAGAAACCCAGCGAAUGAGCAGAAACAUGCAGCUCGCGCACCAGGCACGAACGAAACGAAAGCUCACCAAGGAAAGCUUCCUAGCUCGCUUUGCUGUCGGUAAACAGCAGGAUACUCCACCGCAGAGCGGUGGUGACCCGCCGGCAUCCUCAAGCUCUGCUCCGUCGUCAGAUGGUGAAGUCAAAGAGAAAACAACGCCACCUACAUCUCCGAUUCCACUUCUUUUUGACGACGAAGGCAAAGACUCAACCACCUUGGAACAAGCUUUGGAUAAAGAUUACUGUUUUCCAACGCUCGAUGAGCUGAGAAGCGAAGUUGACAGCCGUCCACAACCCGUCACCGUUGAGCAGGUCAGGAUACCCCAAGUGCAGACCGAGCCCGAGGCUGUUACUGCGAAGCAGACAGCACAGCGGAAAGAACUCACAAAACCACUUGUUCGUGUUCGUGUGUCGAGGGAAAAGAUAGCGCAAUAUCAAAAAGAGGCAUCCGACGACGACGAUCUCGAUGUCAUUACAUCCCCGGGCCGCUGCCGCAAGCUCGCUGCGUUUGAGAACCUUCCAGUCCGGAACGCUCAGGAGGAAAAAUCCAUGCUCAAGCUCAGAUUGCUCGCCCAUUUGACAUCGCCAACCAGACGCAGCAAAUCAAUGACUCCGGCCGAACUCGGAGCAUCCUUGCGUAUGCAGGCUCGACAGCAAGCUCUCCAAGAGAGACAGGCUCGAAUCGAGGAACUAAGAGCGAAAGGUAUUGUUAUUGAAACUGCCGAGGAGCGUGAAGCCAUGGAAGCAGAUGUCGAAGAUCUAGUUGAGAAUGCCCGGAAAGAGGCGACUGAAAUUGCUCGACGUGAAAAGGCUGCUCGCGGAGAGAACCCUGAUGGCGACGAUAAUGAAGAAGAUGAAGACUUCUAUGAUUUUUCGGGCUCAGAAGAUGAGGAGGUGGAGAACGCUGGCGACGAAGAUGAUGAAGGCGAUGAAGGAGAUAUCGAAGAAGAGGACGAGGAAGGGGAGAAUGUCCCUGAAAACGAAAACGGUGCCAACAAGGAGACCAGCAACUUGCUCGAGAACGAGGCCAGCGAAGCGUCAGAGUCAGAGGGCGAGCAGUCAGAGGUUGCCUCCUUGGAUGAUGAUAACGAGGUUCGCACGCAGGGCGACCGUAGGAGACGCCAAAGACGAAUUGUCAGCGAUGAUGAGGAUGAAGAAACCGAAAAGCCGCAAGAGGUGAAAACGCCUGCCAGAUCGAUUGCUCCGUCGAUGGGAUCCGCUCAACGACCACACUUUCCAGAUAUGGCAGAGACAUCUUCCUUUAGCAUGAGUUUGACCCAAGCGUUUGCCGGAACACUAGCGGAAGAACAAUCCGACGACGAGGAGGAUUCUUUCAGGAUAAUCAAGAGCCUGCCUGAUCCCGGCCUAGCUGAUACCCGAAGAUUUGACAUGCAGUCCCAGGUGAUGGUUAAGGACAGCCAAGAAGAGCGCCGGCAGUCCAUCGACUUGUUUGCCGGUUACACACAACAAUCUAAUAUCCGUGUUUCUGAAUCCCCUGCGCCGUCGCAAUUCCCCGAGCCAACGCAGGAUGCUGGAUUUGUGCUUUCUCCUUUCGAUCAGACAAAAAGAUUCGCGGAUCCACCUACAUCGACUAUCGACACCGUGCUCAUCUCACAGAGCGAAUCACCCAUUGCGCAGAGAAAACGACUUCAACGGGGGAGACCGGUUGAGCUAUCGGAUGAGGAAGACGACGACUUUGAGAUCAAGGCCAGUGCAUUUAAUGUGAUGAAAAAAGCAUCGAAGCGCAAAUCCCCAGUCAAAUUCGACAAGAUGAAGAGUGAUGCAAAGAACCAUGUCGAAGAAGCAGCCGAGGAAUCCGAAGAUGAAUACGCCGGUCUAGGAGGUGGUAGCGAUGAUGAUGACGGGGGAGAGAAUGAGUAUGAUCGGGAAAUGAUCAACGAUAGCAGUGCUGAAGUGGUGGAUGCGAAACAGUUGGCCGCUCUAAAUGCAAACCACCAGCGUGCUGUGGAUGAAAAGCAGGUUUCGAAGCUGUUGAAAGACAUUACCACUGGAGCUCUCCGUCGUCGACGCGGUGAUGAUGAUGAUCUUGACCUUGAUGAUUCCGACGACGAGCGUAUAGCUCGGCGACGGGCUAAGCAACGGGACUUUGCCAAGAUGCGUCAAGCAUUGUUGGCCGACGAUAAAGUAAAUGAGAUCGCCAACAACCCCAAGAAACUUGCCUUCUUCAAGGCUCUUGAGGACCGUGAUGACGACGAUGACAUGGACCUGGAGUUUGACUACGGAGCCACCUCCCAAGGGGAGUCCUCGCAAGACGUCCAGGUCGAGGCUGAGCCUACCGAGCCUACUACACCUCAAGACUCCCGCCAGGCCAACAAACGAAAGCGACCUCUUGAACCUUCUACUGAAGACACAACAAACCGCCCUCCACCAAAUCUGCGACGAACUGCAGCAUCAGUGUCGCGCAAACCUGCUUCCUUGACUGAAAUUCGGGAGACAUUAUCUUUCUUGACCGAAACACCAGAAUAUGAUUCUUUCCGACAAGAUGCGUCUAUCGAAGAGGAAAUUGUUUACAACACGGACAAGGAAUCCGAGGAUGAAAACACAUCUGAAGAGAACAAAACAUCCGAAGAUGGCUUCGCAAUCCCACCAAACCCUCGCCGUACCCGUGGUCGUGUCGUUGACCGUCUGGCUCUGCUCCGGGCCGCAUCGUCAAAUUCCGCCUCGAGUGGUACAAAAUCUGCAUUCAUGUCAAACUCAUCGUCUGAUGCACUGCCUAAAAUUGGCUUCCGUCCUCCGCCGUUGCUUCGACGAUCAACUACCGCCUCAUCUGGUACAUCGAUCGGCUCUUCAUCAAGCGGUUCUUCCGGUCGAGUGACAGCUUCCGGCAACUCGGGGGCAUCAGGUACAAAGAAGGGGGCUGUCAAUUACUAUGCCGCAGCUCGAGAACGAGAGCGAGAGCGAGAGUUGAGGGUGAGGGAACGAGUCGGUGCGUCUAGUACCGCAUCUCUCUUGAAACAGAGGGCAAUGACUAGCAGUUUGGGGUCAUUAACUAAAAACCAAUGGGAGGAAUAA
Molecule: messenger RNA, 3948 nt
Organism: Talaromyces rugulosus
Lineage: Eukaryota; Fungi; Ascomycota; Eurotiomycetes; Eurotiales; Trichocomaceae
Exons: 2
Coding region: 1-3948 (1315 amino acids)
Biological process (GO): mitotic DNA replication checkpoint signaling; activation of protein kinase activity; mitotic G2 DNA damage checkpoint signaling
Molecular function (GO): anaphase-promoting complex binding
Source: RefSeq, a predicted model, not a curated record